AUGAUUUCCCGACCUCCUCGUAGGGACAUCUUCGGCAGCAGCGCUCUGCACAUUGCGGCGCGCGCGGGCGCGGAGCUGGGCUGCCGGCGGCUGCUGGAGGCCGGCGCGUGCGUGAACGCGGCCGACAACGUGGCGCUCACGCCCCUGCACGAGGCCGUGCGCUGCGGGCGAGAGGCCGCGUGCCGCGUGCUGCUCGCGCACGGCGCCGACCCCGACGCGCCCGACUUGCACGGACGCACGCCUCUGCACGACGCCGUCGCGCUCCGCCUCAGGCACGUCGGCGAACUGCUGCUCGAGCACGGCGCUGACGUUCGGGCCGAAGACGCGGAGGUAGACUACCCUCAUUUACUACUAACCUCCCAAACACAUGGAGUGAAAUCAAUAGACAAAGUCUACGAUGUUCGGCAGGGCAAGACGCCACUUCACGAGGCCGCACGGACGGGCGACGGGGCGCUGUGCGAGUGGCUGGUGGAGAAAGGGGCCAACGCCCACCAGGUGGACGAGGACGGCCGCACCGCCAUGCACGAGGCGGCAGCGCACGGGAGAAUCGGCGCGUGCGUGGUGUUGGCGUCGCUGGGAUUGGCGCUGCACACACGUGACCAUCGCGGGCGCUCGGCGCUCGAUCUGGCGGCGCAGGCCGGCUACGACGUGGCGCACGCGCUGCUGCGGAGGGUAAAUCGGGCCGGCAGAGAGGACGACCCUCCGCCCGCCGCGACUCCUCGCACGCCAGGCGAUGCGGACUGAGCUUCUCAACAAGCACAGGAACCUGCGUGAACUCUCAGAUUUGUGGAUAGACAUGAGAUGUCCCGAUCUUGUUUGUCGCUGCAGUCCCUCUGACCGGGAGGUCCUAGGUUCGAGUCCCGACGGUGGCAGGAGUUUUGACACGAGC
Messenger RNA from Gryllus bimaculatus (two-spotted cricket), 889 nucleotides. Lineage: Eukaryota; Metazoa; Arthropoda; Insecta; Orthoptera; Gryllidae. The record is from the annotation of a GenBank genome assembly.